AUGGCUUUCUCUACAAUCUACAACGUCUUUUUCAAGAGAAACUCAGUCUUCGUUGGAACCGUUUUCGCAGCCUCGUUUGUAUUUCAGGCCGCUUUCGAUACCAGCGUAACUUCGUGGUAUGAAGCUCAUAACAAAGGCAAAAUGUGGAAAGACGUUAAGUUGAAGCUCAGUCAAGCCGGCGAAGAUGACGAAGACGAUGACGACGAAUGA
Molecule: messenger RNA, 210 nt
Organism: Lachancea nothofagi CBS 11611
Lineage: Eukaryota; Fungi; Ascomycota; Saccharomycetes; Saccharomycetales; Saccharomycetaceae
Source: the annotation of a GenBank genome assembly